Molecule: messenger RNA, 1616 nt
Organism: Clunio marinus
Lineage: Eukaryota; Metazoa; Arthropoda; Insecta; Diptera; Chironomidae
Source: the annotation of a GenBank genome assembly
CGACGGUUCGCGCGGAUUUGACCUUCCAUACAAAAUGCACACGGAAAAUUUCUCCGUGUUCACAAAUUUCUCCGUGUACACAUUUCGAUCGUAGCGCCGCCACUGAAACUAUUCGUCUACGCUCUCAGAUUUUCAUAAGUUUACUUGCAACUCUUUUUGGUUUAGAAAAAAAAGUUUUUUUCAGGUCUUCGCCUUCUUUUUCUACAUCAAUAACUUCUUAGUUAUUGUUUUUCGAAUUAAAUAUUAAGUGUGGCUGAAAAACAAGACAGUUUCAAUGAUCAAGCAAGUCCUGAACGGAUAGACCAAAACGACAAAAUAAUGCCAUCGGCCAUCAAUUCUGGAACUCAACAACAAAUGCAUCAUGGAUCAGAGGAGCGUUCAAAUGAAGAGUGUGGGAUUCGUGAUGUUUGGCGUCAUAAUUUAGAAGAAGAGUUUGUUCUCAUCCGCAAAGUCGUCAAUAAAUAUUGUUACGUUGCAAUGGACACUGAAUUUCCUGGUGUCGUUGCAAGACCGAUUGGAGAAUUUCGUUCAACAGCUGACUACCAAUAUCAACUACUUCGUUGUAAUGUAGAUCUUCUCAAAAUCAUUCAACUCGGCUUAACAUUCAUGGAUGAAGAUGGCAACACGGCUCCCGAUUUUUCAACAUGGCAAUUCAAUUUCAAGUUUAGCCUCACCGAAGACAUGUACGCUCAAGACUCAAUUGAUUUGCUACAAAAUUCCGGAAUUCAAUUUAAAAAACAUGAGGAUGAAGGAAUUGAUCCAUUAGAAUUUGCUGAAGUUUUGAUGACAUCGGGAAUUGUGUUGAUGGAUAACAUAAAAUGGCUCAGCUUCCAUUCAGGAUAUGAUUUUGGAUACUUACUCAAAGUACUAACUGAUCAAAAUCUUCCAGCCGACGAAAGCGAUUUCUUUGAAUUAUUGCGUAUCUACUUUCCAACGAUUUAUGAUGUCAAGUAUUUGAUGAAAUCUUGCAAAAAUCUUAAAGGUGGUUUGCAAGAAGUUGCAGAACAACUUGAUAUCAGACGCAUUGGUCCCCAACAUCAAGCAGGUUCUGAUUCACUUCUUACCGGAAUGGCCUUCUUUAAAAUGCGAGAAAUGUUCUUCGAGGAUAACAUUGAUAACGACAAGUAUUCAGGACAUUUGUUUGGAUUGUCAUUUAAUCAAACAGAUCGCGCUUUACCAGCAGAAUAAACAUUAUUCAAACCCUUUCUAACCCAUCUUUACAUCAAUUCACCAUUUAAAACAUAAUAAUAAUAAAAAAAAGAGAAAAAUGAAACGAAAUUUCUUUUGAAAACAAUUCAAAAGAAUGUGAGUAGAACAUCAUAAUAUAUUCGUUAAAGAAAUCUUUUCGAUACAUUAGAUAUUUCAAAUAAAUAAAUAUGCUGCUUCCCUUAUUCUUGAAAACUAUUCUCUUACUAGUAGAUAUGAAAACUUUGAAGAAGAAAAAAUAAAAUAUAACCGCGGGAGGAUUCAAAAUGAAGUAUCUGUCACGUUAGAAGUAAAAUCUUGAAAAAUUGAAGAAAAUACUUAAAUACAAUACACUUUUCUUUGUCCGCUUGUAUGCAAAAGAAAAUUAAUGAAAACAGCAAAUAAAGUAUGAAAUAUAACUCAUAAAAAAA